This is a messenger RNA of Asterias rubens (European starfish), 1596 nucleotides long. RefSeq lists its product as uncharacterized. The record is from RefSeq and is a predicted model, not a curated record. Lineage: Eukaryota; Metazoa; Echinodermata; Asteroidea; Forcipulatida; Asteriidae. The transcript has 7 exons. Bases 1 to 1596 code for a protein of 531 amino acids. Gene Ontology annotation, biological process: carbohydrate metabolic process.
AUGCCGACUCCCAAUACCAAAAAACUUCUAGUCUCCUUAACGAUCUGUGCAUGUCUGGGACUGGUGCCGUUCUAUACGGUUAUCCAGUCGUUCACAAAAUACGAUGAAGUGACGGCAGGAGACUUGGCUGAUAUGUACAACAAAGAUGUCUACACGGAACGAAUGCAGGUUCAAUCCAGACGGAGACCCAAAGAGACCGAUGUAGCUGCAUUUCUCAUUAAGAACGGUACACGUAAAGUCUUCCUAGACUGUGGAGCCAAUGUGGCAUCAUCCGUGCAACUAUUCAAAGAGACUUACCCUGGAGGGCGAGACUACGAGAUCUACUCCUUCGAGAUCGAUGGGCGACUUGCUCCGUACUUCAGUCCCUACAUCAAACACCACUUGUAUUGUCCAGUCGGUGUAGCAUCUGAAAAUGGUAAUGUGACGGCGUAUCUGGAGUCCGUUUGGGCGCCAAACAAGGGACUGAAUAAUGGCCGUGACAUGCAGUGGGGCGGUGGGACUCUCUUUGCAAACCAAGGAGAGAUUGAGGACACGGAAACAGGUGGUAAACGUAAACUUUCAACCCGGUCAGUAAUUCCUACCAUCGACCUCGCACGGUGGAUCAAGGAAACGUUCUCCGUAGACGACUACGUCAUUCUAAAGCUUGACGUUGAGGGCGCUGAAUUCAGCAUAUUGCAGAGAAUGUUGGAGCUUGGAACUUUUAAAUACAUCGACAAGCUUUACGGAGAAUACCAUAACAAUCAACCAACUGGCUGGUCCAGGGAGACUGCAAACAAACUAGUGCUCGAUGUCGGCAAUGCAGGCUUUGUCUUAAAGAACUGGGAAGCUGACCGUAAUACAUACAGUGACUUCGAGAGCAUCCACCCACCCGAAGUUCCCCACAACACGCCUGGAAAGGCUGGCGAAGUAUAUUCCACUUGCAGGGAAGAUUUUGUCUCACUGGUCGUAGCUAUCGGUAUGAACCACAAGCGAGCAAACAAAGUUGUUUCAACACUCCGAGCUUACCCGGUAAAACUGCCCAUCACUCUGUUUGUCCACGGGGACUUUGUGGACCAGUUUCCGGGGACAGUGAAAGCGUGGUCCGGUCGUUUCCAGAUCGGCAUCCGAGAGGAUGGACACUACUCCAAGCGGUACCUUGACACGAUGCCCAGUGCCCUCAUCGGGCGAAGUUUGGUUAGUUCAAUCUUGAGACUCCGGGAACUGGGGCUCAAGACGGCGUAUUACUGGCCGGCGGUCAACGGGAGUGUCUUGAAUAAGUUUAGGGCGAAGGCAAAAGACCGUGGGCUGCGAGUCGUCAUACCAUCCGUGGAGUUUCCAGAUAAUAUGGGUGCAGAGUUGACUAUGGAAAACUAUUACCGCUACAGAGACGUGGAACGGGUACCGAGAGCUCUUAGAAUGAUCCACGGGCAACUGGCUCAUUUCCACGGCGGUAUCCUGGGCUUGGACUCGGACUGUCUCGAUACUUACAUGAUAUCAGUUUUCUUGAUGGACUAUCUCACUGAAGCCUCUGGUUUUACUUUAGUAGAUGUAGAUCAAUGUGUAAGAGAUCAUGAUAGCGGGGAGAAAGGUGUGCACUUUGAUGUUUGGGCUCAUUGA